Molecule: messenger RNA, 1275 nt
Organism: Coniosporium apollinis CBS 100218
Lineage: Eukaryota; Fungi; Ascomycota; Dothideomycetes
Exons: 6
Coding region: 1-1275 (424 amino acids)
Cellular component (GO): endoplasmic reticulum; plasma membrane; Golgi apparatus
Source: RefSeq, a predicted model, not a curated record
AUGUCGACGACCCAGGUGCAGCAUACAGAUUCCGCGGAAAGCCAAGGUUCACGCAGCGACGACAAACAGAAGACGAAAAGCAGAAGGCCAGCAAAUACUGCCUUCAGACAGCAGCGACUCAAGGCCUGGCAACCGAUCCUCACUCCCAAAACUGUUCUCCCGCUAUUCUUCGUGGUCGGAAUCAUAUUCGCGCCCAUCGGCGGACUUCUGAUAUGGGCCAGCUCUGAGGUUGAAGAGAUCUCGAUUGACUAUACAAAUUGCAUCGCACAGGCACCCCUGUCAGCAAGCUUCCCUCCAGAGCCUAGCGACUUCCGCAAUAUACCCUCGGACCUCGUUUACAGCAGCUUCAAGGCCUCGAAUUAUACCCCGCAGCCUGCACAAUGGGCGCAAAGCAGGCAUUUCCAGCUGUAUCAUGAGGGGAGUGUAAAUCUGACGGAUGUUGCUGUGUGCACUCUGCGCUUCGACAUUCCGAACAACAUCGGUCCUCCAGUACUAUUCUACUACCGCCUCACAAAUUUCUACCAAAACCAUCGGCGAUACGUGAAGUCGUUGGACACACAGCAGUUGAUGGGAAAUGCUCAGAGCAAUGCAUCCAUCGCCGCGAGUGACUGCGAUCCGCUUCAGGUCGACGAAGCCACGGGAAAGGCCUACUAUCCGUGUGGACUGAUUGCUAAUUCGCUCUUCAACGACACUUUCACCUCCCCAAAUUUGACAAAUCCCAGCGCAGGUGCAGAGCCGACUUACAACAUGAGCCAGAGGGGCAUCGCCUGGGACAGUGACAAAGAGCUGUACAAGGAAACUAAAUACACCAUCGAUCAGGUCGUGCCACCCAGGAACUGGGAACAGAGGUACCCAAACGGCUAUACCGAGAAGGAACCGUUGCCGGAUUUGCACAACGACGAAGCCUUCCAAGUGUGGAUGCGAACCGCAGGUUUACCAACCUUCAGCAAGCUUGCAAUGAGGAAUGACACCGCGUCGAUGCCGAUCGGGAGAUAUCAGCUGAGCAUAUACGACCACUUCAACGUGACGUUGUAUGGAGGUACAAAGUCAAUUUUAAUAUCUACGAGAACCGUCAUGGGCGGCAAGAACCCGUUCCUUGGCAUCGCCUAUGUUGUCGUUGGGGGCAUUUGCAUCCUCCUCGGUGCUAUCUUUACAGCAACCCAUCUCAUCAAGCCAAGGAAACUCGGAGACCACACAUAUCUCACUUGGAACAACGACCAGCCAAGUACGGCCACUGCGACCGGACGAAGUGCACGGCCGGGUGAUUCAGCUUGA